Molecule: messenger RNA, 345 nt
Organism: Leptonychotes weddellii (Weddell seal)
Lineage: Eukaryota; Metazoa; Chordata; Mammalia; Carnivora; Phocidae
Source: RefSeq, a predicted model, not a curated record
AUGCAGCGCCUUGAUAAAAGAGCGCUGAAUGCGCUGCAGCCGCCCGACUUCAGAAAUGAAAGUUCACUAGCAUCUACCCUGAAAACGCUCCUGUUCUUCACAGCUCUAAUGAUCGCUGUACCUAUUGGGUUAUAUUUCACGACUAAAUCUUAUGUUUUUAAAGGCGCCUUUGGGAUGUCCAAUAGGGACAGCUAUUUUUAUGCUGCUAUUGUUGCGGUGGUCGCCGUCCACGUGGUGUUGGCCCUCUUUGUUUAUGUGGCCUGGAAUGAAGGCUCACGACAGUGGCGUGAAGGCAAACAGGAUUAAAUUGGACAUCACCUUUUGAUAGCAUUAAAUUGAUUUUUA